This is a messenger RNA of Penaeus chinensis, 2394 nucleotides long. Its product is annotated as extensin-like. The coding region runs from base 1 to 1185 and encodes 394 amino acids. Gene Ontology annotation, molecular function: DNA binding. NCBI's taxonomy places the organism in Eukaryota, Metazoa, Arthropoda, Malacostraca, Decapoda, Penaeidae. The record is from RefSeq and is a predicted model, not a curated record. The transcript has 4 exons.
AUGCCCGACCAGGACCUGGCCUCCAAGUACAUGGACCUUCCGCAGCAGGGGCUGGCGAGCAUGGCCCACACGCCGCCCUACGCCCAGCCCUUGGGCUACCAGCAGGCGCCCACCCCGGGCUACAACCCGCCCGGCUACGGAUUCCCGCCCAUGUACCCGCAGAGCUCCUACCCGGGCUACCCCAUGAGCUCCUACCUCACGUCCCAGUGCCCCUCGCCCUCCGUCGACGGCGUGGUACGGAAGAGUGGUCCCUGGGUACUUAAAUCAUACCACGAAUUCCGGGAUACCGCGUGUCACUUGGUACCUGUCUUCAAGCCGGUGCCUGGCUCUCCGACCGAGCUGGAAGGUGGUGCCAUUUUCUUGAUGAAUGGUGGCCCUGAGGGUGCCGCGCUUGUGAAAGAAGCAGUGAAGAUCUGGUUCCAGAACCGCCGCUCCAAGUACAAGAAGAUGAUGAAGGCGGCGCAGACGGGCGGGCCGGGCGUGCCUCAGGGGGCGCCCGUGGGGCCCGGCUCUCCCCUCAGCUCGUCCCCCUUGUCGGCGACGUCGCCCCUGCAGACGUACACGACGGCCACGCCCCUGAGCCCGCCCCCGCAGACGCAGUCGCCGGCGCAGACGCACCCGCAGCAGCAGGGCGGCCAGCCGCCGCACUCGCAGCCGCCGCCGCUGACGGCGCUCGUGCCCAUCUCGCACGCCCACACCACGCAGACGGGGAUGCCCAUGGGCCACCCGCACCACGCCCAGCACCCACCGCCGCCGCAGCUGACGCCCUGCCCGCCGCCGCACUCGCACCCGCCGCCGCCGCACCAGCACCACCCGCCGCACGCCGCCUCGCCCCACACCCACGCGCCGCCCUCGCACUCCAUCCAGAUGCCGCCCCACGCCCACGGGCCGCCGCAGCACCCGCCCACGCCCACCAACCAGCCCCCGGAGUCGCACGGCUCGCCCCACCUGGGCCCGCCGGGCACGCCCUGCCCGCCGCAGCACCACAUGUCCCACGCCGCCCACGGGGGCUACAUGCCGCCCACGUCCUUACCCACGCCCGUGUCGUCCGCCGACCACAUGAGCCUGCCGCCCUCGGCGUCCUCCCCGGGCCUCGCCGCCCACCACUGGGACAUGAAGCCGCCCGUGUCCGCACCCUACAUGUACUCGUGGUACGCCCCCGACCAGCAGCACCUCCUCACCUAAGCCGCCCGCGCUGGCCGCCCGCCGCGACCUCUGCCUCGCGCGGGAGCCCCAGGGCGCCCAGGGCAGCCCGCCGCCCGCGUGAGCCCGGAGGGCGCGGCGCCGCCAGGGCGGGCCGAGGACGCAUGCCUUCGAGGGAGAGAGUGAGGGAGCGAGAAAGAAAAAUGAGAGAAAGGAGAAUCAGUGCGAAAGAGAGACACAAGAGAGAGAGAGAGAGAGUGCCAAGACAAGGGCCAAUUCCAUGACCUUCUUCCUUGACCAUUUGAUGGCACCUCGUCCCGCGCCGCCGCUGCAUUGGCUGGCCAGUUUUAAUGGCCCGCAGCGGAAAGUGGCCAUUCUGACCCGCGUCCCUCCGAAACGGCCUCUGAAGCGGUCCUCUGAAACGGACCUCUGCCAAACCAUCUCUCUGAAGGAAGCCUCUCCUAAGUGGUCUUUUGAAGCGGCUCUCUGAAACGGCCCUCUCGAGUGGCCCUCUCUACCCAUGGCCCUCUCUGAAGUGGCCCCCUGAACUGGCCCGAGGCGUGAUUGCCAGGCCCCCCCCCCCAUCCAAGACAAUAAUGACAAUAGGCCUAGGCAAUGUCCCCAAAGAUUUCGUGCAAUAUGUUGCUACUAGGGGCUGGGGGAAGGAAGGAGGAGAGGGCGGAGGGAGAGGGAGAGGAGGGGGACAAAGGGGAAAGGAGGAGAGAGGGUGAGGGGAUGGGAGAGGGGUAUGGGAGAGUGGAUACCCUACCCUACCUUCCCUCUCUCCUUAACCCCCCCCCCCCCUCUCCCUAAUACAACCUCUUACCCACUUCAUCCUCCUUCCAUACCCUCCUCACCCCCCCACCCCCCACCUCCCCUCGCCUGGUGAAGAAAAGAAAAAAAACAGUAAUAAGGAGAAAGAUGGAAUAGACAAAAACGUCAUUCACUAAAACGGUACAGUGCCAACACGUGAAUGACACCACGAUGACUCUUUCACACAGAGCUGACAAAGCCUUAAAGAAAGACCGAAAAGAAAGAAAAAGAGAGAGAGAAAAAAGGAAAAGAAGAAGAAGAAGAAGAAAAAACCCAUCCUUCCUUGCCCUCACUACAAAUUACCCUCAGAGGGGAGGAAGGGGAAGUGAGAGAGAGGGGGGGGGGGAUGUGAUCGGUCUCCUCCCCCCCACCCACCCCCACCUACCCCCACCCAUUUCCCUUCAGAGGAAUUUUUUCCCCAAAAGGAGAGUGAAAGUG